Messenger RNA from Centrocercus urophasianus (Greater sage-grouse), 6338 nucleotides. It is a transcript of the gene NRDE2, whose product is annotated as NRDE-2, necessary for RNA interference, domain containing. Gene Ontology annotation, cellular component: catalytic step 2 spliceosome. The transcript is spliced from 14 exons. The record is from RefSeq and is a predicted model, not a curated record. The coding region runs from base 53 to 3532 and encodes 1159 amino acids. NCBI's taxonomy places the organism in Eukaryota, Metazoa, Chordata, Aves, Galliformes, Phasianidae. Gene Ontology annotation, molecular function: protein binding. Gene Ontology annotation, biological process: negative regulation of RNA catabolic process; regulatory ncRNA-mediated post-transcriptional gene silencing.
UCCGUCGCUCCGCGGGGCACUUCGGGCAGGUACUGCUGGCGAGAGCUGGGACAUGGCCUUGUUCCCGGCUUUCGCCGGUGCCCCAGAGCCCGGGGAGGCCCCAGCCGGCAGCAGCGAGGGCUCCAGGAAAGAACUGGACUGGCUUAGUAACCCAAGCUUCUCUACGGAAGAUGCCCUGUUACUGCAUCAGCGCACUGCAGAAGCUGCAAAUCUCACCCCUGAAAAAUCACCACUAAGAAGGAAUACUUCAAGAUCAGAUUUAUCAGGGGAAAGUGAUACAGAUGAGAGUCUGAAAAAGUCAACUAAGAAAAGGAAAAAGAAAAAGAAAAAGCAUCACCACUCUAAGACAAAAAAGAAAGCCAAGGGGGACUCCAGUAGCAGCGAAUCAGACCUGGACACGAAGCAUAUCAAGGACAAAGCUGCCACAAAUCUAGAUGAUAAAACAUCAAAUCUUACCAGCAACCGCUUUGUUUGGCUGGAUGAUGUCCAGGCUUUCACAGCAGAAACUUUCAGAAUAGACAAAAAAUCAGACCCUGCAAACUGGGCCUACAAAUCCCUGUAUCGAGGGGACAUUGCAAGAUACAAAAGGAGAGGAGAGUCCUGUCUUGGCAUAGAUGCAAAGAAACAGUGUAUAUCUUGGGACAGCACAACAUCAGAGAAGAAGCAAUUGCAGAGGCGACCUGAGCGCUACUUCUCAAAGAGCAAUGUGAAGAGCCUGAACACAGAUGGGAUUCCUGUUUGCAAUAAAAGUUCUCCAUCUGAGCCAGCUGCAUUUAUACCAGUUUUCCAUGUGGAAGCCAGCGAUCCUUCUGACACAACAGAAGUAAAUCCUCUUGGGAUUUAUGAUCCAUCAACUACAGAGUGGCUACAAGGAAAAGGGUACAAAGGUGAAGAACAUGAGCCUGUAAACACACAGCAGGCGUUUCAAGAGCCUGGGAUAAAUGUUAACCCCAUUCUAAUGACAAAAGUGGAAGAACAUAAUAAGAAAGUCAGAGAAAACCCAAGAGAUAUUCAGGCUUGGAUGAAUUUUGUUUCAUUUCAGGAUGAAUUAAUGAGAGGACCUAGCCCUUAUGCCAGUGUGGGAGAGCAGGAAGUAAGAAGAAAAUCACUGAAGUUAAUCUUGGAGAAGAAACUAGCUAUUUUAGAGAGGGCAAUUGAAAGCAAUCCAAGUAAUGUUGAUCUGAAACUCGCCAGGCUGAGUGUUUGCACGGAAUUCUGGGAAUCACCAGCUGUGAUCAAAGAAUGGCAGAAGCUAAUUUUCAUACAUCCCAAUAAUCCAGAGCUGUGGAAGAAAUAUCUCCUGUUCUGCCAGAGUCAAUUCAGUACCUUUUCUGUUUCUAAAAUCAAUAGCCUCUAUGGAAAAUGUUUGACUACCUUGGCAGCUGUACAGGAUGGCAGCAUGGUAUCACAUCCUCCACUGCCUGGCACAGAAGAAGCCAUGCUUGCUAUCUUUAUUCAGCAGUGCCACUUUCUGAGACAAGCUGGCCAUUCGGAGAAGGCUGUGUCUUUGUUUCAGGCUCUGAUUGACUUCACCUUCUUUAAACCUGACAGCGUAAAAGAUCUGCCAACAAAGGGACAGGUGGAAUUCUUUGAACCCUUUUGGGAUAGUGGAGAACCACGAAUUGGAGAAAAAGGAGCAAGAGGCUGGAGAGCAUGGAUGCACCAACAAGAAAAGGGUGGCUGGGUUGCUCUUGACAAUCCUGACGAUGAUGAUGAAGAAGAAAUAGAUGAGGAUGAAGAAAUAAAGGAUAAAACUCUCCCCAAGUGGCACAUUUGGAUGGAUAUUGAAUAUUCUCGUGAAUCAAGACAUUGGUUACCUUGGAGGCCAGACAAAACCAAAAAUCAAGCAGAAGAAGACUGUGAAGAUCCAGAAAGACAGGUAUUAUUUGAUGAUCUUGGGCCGUCUUUAAUCCAGCUUUCUAAUCCGGACAUUCAGCAUCAAUUAGUGUAUUCAUUUUUGCAAUUCCUGGGAGUUCCAUGUAUAAGUAAGCUCUUUCCUCCCAACCUCUAUGUUGCCAUGGAUGAAAAUAAUGUCUUUGACAACGUGCUUUCUGAUGAAAAGCCACUGACUUCUAUUGAUACGCCGCUUUCUGGAUUCAGCAGUAUUGGUCAUAUGGACACGAUGCUAAGGAGGAGACAUCACAUAGGCCACUGUAAAGAUGGAGAGGAGUUCAUACAGAAUGUUUUUCACGUUCUAUCUCCAUUGUUUUCAGGAAAGGAAAAGUCAAACCUGUCCAUUUGUUGGUUACAGUAUGAAAUAUCUAAGGUAGUUCAGUGUAUCCAAACAAAAAAGAAGAAGAAGCUGAAAGCUCAAGGGAGGAAAAGUAAAAAAUUGGCCAAGAAUCUCCUUAAAGCACCUGACAACAGAAAUAACCUCGCUCUCUGGAAACUCUACGCCUACCUGGAGUGGCUGCUUGGUAACACUGACGAUGCUAGGAAGGUGUUUGACACAGCCCUCUGCACAGCAGGGACGGGAGGACUGAAGAGUCCCCAGCUGUGCAGCCUCAGUCUGCUUUAUGCCCAGCUGGAAGUGGAGCUACUGCAAAGCCUAGAAGGAGCUGUUACGUCACGUGCUGUUCACGUGUUGACCAAACUGACUGAAAGCGGACCAUACGUGCCCUACAACGGACAAGUGCUGUCUGUUGGCAUCUUGAAAGCUCGUAAGACAUACGAGCAUGCACUGCAAGAUUCUUUCAGUAAGGCACCGGUUUCUGAGCAGGAUCGGGCCAGUAAUUCUAAUCAACUGGUUAACUUAGUUGGCUGUUACGCAGUGUUCCAGUAUUUGACUGUUGGAAUUGAUGCUGCUGAAUUAGUGUGUGCACAGGCUUUGGAAAAGCUUGAAGCUUCUCAUGUACAGAAAUGUGAAAAUACUGCAGAGACUUCCAGCAUUCAGCAUUUUCCCACUGCUCUUGAGGCUGUCACACUGCUGCGUGCAAAUUUACUCAGAUUCCACAUGAAAAUUAGUGCUUAUCCUUUGAGUCCUUUGCGAGAAGCACUAACAGAGGCCCUCAAACAGUUUCCUAGCAACCAGGCUCUAUGGAGAGCAUACAUCCAGAGCCAGAAGAAGUCUCACAGUGCUAGCAAGGCACGGAGGUUUUUCGAUGGUGUCACAAGGUCUGCUAACUCUUUAGAGCCGUGGCUGUUUGCCAUCCAAGCAGAGCAGAUGAGAAAAAAACUUAUUGAGAAUGUCCAGAGGGCAGAUGUUGGUGAAAUACAUACCACUAUUCCUGAAACUGGGUUAACAAAUAGGAUUAUCUCUCUAUUUGAACAUGCGAUUCAGAGUGAAAAUGGCACCCACUGUCCCUUGCUGUGGAGAAUGUAUUUGAACUUUCUGGUUUCAGUUGGAAAAAAAGAAAAGAGUAAAGGAUUGUUUUAUAAAGCCAUUCAAAGCUGUCCUUGGGCAAAGGUACUCUACAUGGACGCAGUGGAAUACUUCCCUGAGCAGCUGCAGGAGACGCUUGAUCUCAUGACUGAAAAAGAAUUAAGAGUGCGGGUACCUAUGGAAGAGCUGGAUCUACUAUUAGAGGUUUAAGAGAAGAUAAGGAUGAAGAAAAUACAAAGCCAGUUCUAACGCUAACACUUAGAACUCUUUUCAAACAAGAACUCUGUUGUGACUUGAGUAUUGUCUACUUCUCCUCAAGCUUUUGUACAACUUGCUACCAAAAUGGAGUUCUAGCUGCAAGCAUUCCGGGAUCAAGAACUGCACUUAGCCCACAAAAAUGCAUCCAUUCACUGAAGUAGCGCUGACUUCCACAGGAUUCUCUCUUAUAAACCCUCUUACAAACACAGUCCUGUUGUACACCGCUCACAUUUCUUAUUCCAUUGAUUGAAGUUACAUUCCCUAGAGUUCAGCAGAGAUUCCAUACGCGCUAACUACACCUUGUGAGCCAGGCAGGAAAUAAACAUCUGCCCCUCAGGUACCCCACUCUUCCAGUUGGCAGACCCCAGUAAUUUCCUCCAGUUUGGUACGCACGUGUAUUUAAGUACCAAGUCACAGCAAGUUGCAUCUGUUCAUGAACAGUUGGUAAAAGCCAAAUCUCAUCUUCGAAAGACGCCUGUUAUGGACUUGUAUUGGAAUGUUUUGACAAAUGGCUUUUGAUAUGAAUAUUUAUGAAAUACAUACCUUAAUUUUUAUAAUUCAAAUGGAACUUGAGUUAUUUUUUCUUAAUCUUAUUGUGAAUUUUAAAAUGAAAUUGUAUCUCUAGAACAUCUCAAUGCAGCCCAUUUUUAAUCAAGACUGUAUAAUUGAUUACUCUCUCUCAAUGCAAAUCUAAGCAGUUAUCGUAAGAGAAAGGUCUGUUCUGUAUUCAAUCCUGUCCAAAGAAAGUAGAAUUGUGAAAGCACAUCCUCAGUGACUAGCUUCUAUUCCAAAAAACUUUAGGCAAGCUCAUGGAUAAGCAGUAUGAAAUAAGGUAAUGAUUUAACAAUGUAAUUAUGCUGUAUUCAUUCUGUAAGACAAUAUAUGAAAGUACCCAAACAACUGCAUUAAGCAUCCCUGUCUUGACAUUCAAGUACUCAGAAGUUAGAGCAUCGUGUGAAACAGAGUAGCUGCAGCUACUGAGCGCCCCAAACUGCUUCAGAAGGUUUUAGGACAAGAGCAGCAACUGGCAGUAAGAGCACAGAAACAAACAGGAGAUGCUCAGCUGCUGAAAUCCAAUUACAUGGAAAAUGAAGUCCUGCAGCCUCAACCUCACCUUUACCUGUAGUAACACAGCGUGGGAUGUGUUAGAUGAGGCUACGAUUCAUGUAUUCGUCUUUCUAAAAGUAUUCUAAAUGUUACAGGGAACGUGCAGAACUUUAAAUAGCAUCACAGCACUUUCUAGGAGCCUUAUAACCUGGUACUCCAGGUGAUGCUGGUUUUGCUAUAAAUCUUCAUUAAAAAGUAUGCAUUCUGCUUACGAAGAAGCAAAAUUGCUUCUGAGAAGUUCUUAGCAAUACCAGGCAAAGCAUUCCCAGGUAGGCCAACAGUCAUAUGCAGAAAGAAGAAAGGAACUCACCUAACUGGAGAGGAGGCUCUCUGGCCGUUCAGCAAUCCUCCACCAGCAGCAGCCAAAGUACAAGAGCUGUUGCCCUUCCAGAAGGUGGCCCUUACAUGAGCCCAGGGCUUCUCCCUGGUUCCACCCCUCCUGGUCACAUGGGGAGCACAGGUGUGAACAAUUUGCCCGUGCUCCUUGAGCAGCCACAGCCCUUCACCAGGUGCUCAAUCACCAGCUGAAGCUAACUGUGCCCUGAAGUCUGUUAUUUUUAAAUUCAACACUUCUCUCAUAUACCAAGGAGUCCUGAAAUGGAGGUAGGAAUUAUUUUGUGCACCAAAUCAAAACUUGUGGAUGUUUAACUUGUUUCUGCUCUCCCAUCAGAGCAGAAUGCCACUUCCUCUGAAGUUCUAGAAAGGGGGAGAAGGGCAGCACAGCUGUGCUUCUGUUUAUUUUUCAGUCACCUGUUUCUUCCAUGCAUUCUCCCUCUCAGGGGUCCUGUUCCUCCUUAGCACGGUUCUUCCUGGUGCACUGCUCAUGCUGCUCACUCACCGGAGCCCCUGAAGUUAAGUCCCGCCUUCAAUUCAGACCUGCUAUAUUUUUUUCCUGUAUGGGGAACAUGCUGGCUUUAUUACUUUAAUCUUUUUUUUUCCUUGAGUUCCAAAAUAUUGGAUAAAGAGGCAGAAAUUCUGCUGCAAAAGGUAGGAAUUAAGUUUUUCAAACAUAUGCUGCUUCUUCUCAUGGCAUUCAGUGUGCAAGAAGGCAGUUCUAGAUUUAGCACAACACAGUGCAGCUUCCCUUCUCAGCUGCACCAUCCCCUCUGUGGUGGUUGUUUCCAGCACUAACAACCACAUUCCCCCUUCCUCCUCUCAAUCCCACCCCCCUCCCCCCCCAAAAUAAAAAGUACAGCCUUGUUUACCACAGGUUAUAAAGCCCCUGAGCUCCACAAGCCAUAAUGAGGCCAGCUGUCACAAUAAAAAAGUGCUUGCCUAACAACUCUCUGGCUUCUCAUUCCCAGUGAGACACACCUCAGGUUCACAAGAAUGGGUAACACAACUUUUUGCCUUCCUUUUUUCCCCUCUUUCUCUACAGCUGAAAACAACUCUAUUUCAGGUUUCCUCUUGUCCACAUGCAUACAUCUCCAGUCAUACAUAGGGUUAGUUUUUAGCAAUAAAUCACAUAAUUGUAACAUGAAAAACCAAUAGCUCUUGGCCUUGCUGCUGCCAUUGUUGUCACAGCACUGCAACGCUUCAUGUGUAACCUCCUCAUUUCUGUCACCCGCCGCGUUUUGCACCCACAGAAAGUUUCCACAGCAAAGACUGCGUUCUGUAUACUGAACAACUGUGUCAGUAACUCCUCUUGCCU